AUGGCAUGUCCAGGUGGACACGGACUCAAGUUCUCCAAGAUCACCUGGAAUUGUGCUGGAGGAAAGGAGGAAGUUCAGGAGACAGCGAUCAUGACCACAACAGCUCAUCCUACACACAUACCCGGUUGCGCUGCACUUACAAAUCCCGUCAACUAUACAGGGCUGUGCCCUGACAGAGAUAUUUCAGAGCUUGUCACCAGAAACGUAUUUAUGUGGAUGCGAGAGAUGGAUGGCUUUCCAAUCAGCGAGCUAGACAUAUACAAGCAUGGAUGGUUUGGCGAUGGUGACUCUGAUGAUGACGAUAGCAACUGUGCCGAAGGAGAUGGUGGUUCCACAAUUGACUGUAACUUGAGUGUUACAGUUGGAGGUUAG
This is a messenger RNA of Fusarium odoratissimum NRRL 54006, 372 nucleotides long. RefSeq lists its product as uncharacterized. NCBI's taxonomy places the organism in Eukaryota, Fungi, Ascomycota, Sordariomycetes, Hypocreales, Nectriaceae. The record is from RefSeq and is a predicted model, not a curated record. The transcript has a single exon. The coding region runs from base 1 to 372 and encodes 123 amino acids.